Molecule: messenger RNA, 4686 nt
Organism: Guyanagaster necrorhizus
Lineage: Eukaryota; Fungi; Basidiomycota; Agaricomycetes; Agaricales; Physalacriaceae
Product: metal resistance protein YCF1
Exons: 29
Coding region: 280-4686 (1468 amino acids)
Biological process (GO): transmembrane transport
Cellular component (GO): membrane
Molecular function (GO): ATP binding; ABC-type transporter activity; ATP hydrolysis activity
Source: RefSeq, a predicted model, not a curated record
AACGGGCAACACUGCUCGGACUCUUGCAAUACCCAAGCGUGGAGCGCAAGCACUCUCCUGGACUUUUUAGAGGAGGUGCAUAAGCUGGGGGCAAAGUAGAUGGGAGGAUUCAAACGGACUUUAUAGAGUACGACAAGUUAGGACAAACGAGGGGACAAACGGAAGUAGUUAGUAACGGAUAAUCGGACCGAGGCUUGCGUGAUUAGUAAGGGAUGGAGGUUGCCCAUAAGUAAGCUGGUUCUGCUAACCUAACCUUUGCACACGCAAUCACGCGCAAUCAUGGCUACCUGUCGCGAUACCGAGGGCUGGAAUAUCGUUUCUCGUAUUCGUCCCUUUGAUAUCACUCUCUGUUUCGAGGAAGGCAUCCUCUUCUCCAGUCUCUACGCCCUCUUACUGGCGUUGGCUGUCGCAAAAUGCCUCUCUCUCUCUGUACAUCUCUCAAGGAGGAGGUCGCCCAAGAGCCGAUGGGCUCUGGGCUUCAAGAUCCUCUUCCUUACCCUCGCAUUCUCCGUCAGCAUCGCUAACCUUCUCUACACUGUCUAUACAAGGAUACCCGUACCUGUGCUCCAGUCCUACAUCUUUGAACCUGUUUCGCUCGCGGCCGCCGUCGUCCUGACAUUUUUCAAUCAUACUCGAGCCAGGAACUCGUCUGCUAUCCUCCUCAUAUACUGGCCUCUCCAUUCUUUCGUAUAUGCCAUCUGGACACGAUCCGUGUUGACAUAUGGUUUUAACCAUAUCAUAUUUACGUUCAAAUCAAUCAUAGCAGGACUCGGCGUCCUAUCUUUCCUUCUGGAAUGCGUAGGGCCAGAGUGGGGAUCGGACGAAAGGAUUGUUGAUGGCUUGCAUGCCGAAAACCCGGUCAUCACGGCGAAUAUCUUCGGUCGAUGGUUCUUUUCUUGGAUGACGCCCCUUAUGAAGAAAGGUGCCUCCCAGUAUAUCUCUGAGAACGACUUGCCAUCUCUACGUCCUGAAGAUGACUCCGAGCGACUCGGACAGAUCUUGCAUGAUGCAUUGCAAAAACAUUCCUUAUGGAAGGCUCUCUUCAUUUCGUACGGUGGUCCCUAUGCGUUAGCAGCUGGCCUGAAGCUUGUUCAGGACUGUCUUUCAUUUCUGCAACCACAACUGCUGCGCUGGCUUUUAUCAUACAUAUCGGUCUACCAAAGCGCGCGAUAUGUUCACGACUCUGCCAAGCCUCACCCCUUGGAAGGCUUCUCAAUUGCUGUACUCAUGUUCAUUGCAUCAGUCGCUCAAACUGUGAUCUUAAACCAGUACUUCCAAAUCGCAUUUGAAACCGGAAUGAGAGUACGCUCAGGGCUCGUUUCUGUGAUUUACGCAAAGGCCUUAGUCCUUUCCAACGACGAGCGAGGACGGGCAUCCGGUGACAUUGUUAACUUGAUGUCUGUUGAUGCGACGAGGCUGCAGGACUUCUGCCAGUUCGGAUUGAUAUCUAUUUCGGGUCCUUUCCAAAUUACGUUGGCGUUUAUCUCUCUAUACAACAUGCUUGGAUGGCCCGCCUUUGUCGGUGUCGCUAUAAUGUUGUUUUCUAUCCCUCUGAACACCUUCAUUGCUCGCAUCCUGAAACGCAUGCAAGAGACCCAAAUGAAGAACCGCGAUAUGCGAACGCGUUUGAUGAGCGAACUACUGUCUAACAUUAAGAGCAUUAAGCUUUAUGCUUGGGAAUAUGCCUUUUUACGAAAAAUAUUGACCGUCCGAAAUGAGAAGGAACUGAAGAUGCUGAGGAAAAUAGGCAUCGCAACGUCCCUCAACAUGAUGCUCUGGACCGGUAUACCGCUACUCGUCGCAUUCAGUUCCUUUGCUGUCGCCGCCAUAACGUCUUCUAGACCGCUAACAUCAGAUGUUAUUUUUCCUGCCAUAUCGCUUUUCAUGUUACUUCAAUUUCCAUUGGCAAUGUUCAGCCAAGUGACUUCAAACCUCAUUGAAGCGAUUGUAUCGAUCAGGCGACUUUCAGACUUCUUGGAAGCAGAUGAGUUACAGGCGGAUGCACGCAAACUGAUGGAGAAACCCAAUCUGAAACGUGGCGACGCGGUAUUGUCCAUUAGAAACGCGGAUUUCAGCUGGUCCACAGAAGCUGUUCAGCCUGUUUUAGAAGACAUCAACCUCACUGUGCGAAAAGGAGAGUUAUUGGGAGUCCUCGGCAAAGUAGGAUGCGGAAAGACGAGUCUGCUGUCUGCCAUUAUUGGCGACAUGAUUAGGACGGAAGGAGAUCUGACUGUAUAUGGCACCGUCGCAUAUUGCCCACAAAACCCUUGGAUUCUUUCGGCGACCGUUCGAGACAAUAUCCUCUUCUCUCAUGAAUAUGAUGAAGUAUUUUACAAUCUAGUCAUUGAAGCUUGUGCGCUUGUACCUGAUCUGGCGUUGUUGCCUCAAGGUGAUAUGACAGAAGUUGGGGAAAAAGGAAACGGUGGCCAACGAGCUCGUCUCGCCUUAGCUCGCGCCGUCUACGCCCGCGCAGAUCUGCAAGUUUCUGCUGCGGUAGAUAGCCACGUUGCACGGCACAUAUUCACAAACGUCAUCGGUCCUCAAGGGAUACUCGCGUCCAAGGCUCGCAUUUUAGUCACAAACAGUAUAGCAUUUGUUAGAGAGUUCGAUCAGCUCGCAUACAUACGUCGGGGUAUCAUCUUUGAAAUCGGAAGCUAUGAUUCUUUGAUGUCCAAGACCGAGGGAGAAAUCAGCAGGCUGGUACAUGGUCAUGGCAGGAGCACAAGUUCGUCGGGUACUUCUACGCCAUUCAUUACCGGAGGGAGUGGCGCUACUACACCCAAAAUUGGAGAAGACUUCGAAGCAGCAAAAUUCGACAUUACCUUGUCUGAAAAGCUCCGGGACCGAUUUAGUUUCUCCAAGGCAGUGAUUGCCAAACCUUCUCCAAUUCGCUCGCUGGAGACCACCGGCCUGAGCAAGGAACACAUGGAACAAGGCCGUGUUAAAACCCAUGUUUAUUUGGAAUACAUCCAUGCUGCUUCAAAGACGGGGUUUUCUCUUUUUUUAGCUGCAAUUAUUGCUCAACAAGCUUCGUCCGUUCUUGGAAAUCUUGUUCUUCGAAGCUGGGGCGAACAUAACAGAGAAAUGGGAACCAACGCCGGAAUGCUGAAGUAUCUUAUCAUCUAUGGCGCGGUGUCAUUGUCUUCCAUCCUUUUGGGAGGCGCAGCUGCCAUUUUGAUGUGGGUCCUAUGCUCCUUGCGUAGUGCAAGGAGACUCCAUGACGCGAUGCUUAAUUCUCUCAUACAUGCACCACUUACCUUCUUUGAGUUGACCCCCACCGGCCGUAUCUUGAACCUUUUCUCUCGUGAUACCUAUGUCGUUGACCAAAUCUUGGCGCGUGCUAUUCAAAAUCUAUGCAGAACCCUUGCUGUCUGUGUGUUUAUCGUUUUGGUUAUUGGAACUAGCUUCCCGAUGUUCCUUCUCUCCGUCAUUCCUUUGGGCUAUUUCUACUUGCGAGUCAUGAAAUAUUAUCUUGCUACAUCUCGAGAACUCAAACGUCUAGAUGCAGUGUCUCGUUCACCCAUCUUUGCAUGGUUCUCUGAGUCACUCGCCGGUCUUUCGACCAUCCGUGCCUUUAAUCAAGGAUCUCUCUUCAUUGCCACGAUUCAACGCCGUGUUGAUCGCAAUCAAAUCUGUUAUCUCUCAAGUGUUUCUGUUAAUCGCUGGUUGGCUGUGCGACUUGAGGCAGUCGGAGCCACCAUUAUCUUUUUAGUUGCCACCUUGGCCAUGGUUGCGCUGAUAACUACAGGCGUUGACGCUGGAUUGGUCGGCCUUGUACUAUCAUAUGCUUUGAACGCAACGUCCUCUCUAAAUUGGGUAGUCAGAUCCGCAAGUGAAGUGGAGCAAAAUAUCGUCAGUGUUGAAAGGAUAUUGCACCAGAGCGAAGUAGCUCCUGAAGCUCCUCACGAGUUGCCUGAUUCAAAACCAGACGUACCUUGGCCCUCUAAAGGCGAAGUCGAGUUCAGUCACUACUCUACUCGAUAUCGGCCUGAUCUCGAUCUCGUACUAAAAGAUAUUACGAUGACCAUAAAACCAAAGGAGAAGAUCGGUGUCUGCGGGAGGACGGGGGCUGGGAAGUCUUCGCUUCUGUUAGCUCUAUUCCGAAUCAUCGAGCCCGCCGAAGGAACCAUAUUCAUUGAUGGUGUUGAUAUCGCGAAGAUCGGGCUGCAUGACUUGCGGUCGUCCAUAUCAAUCGUCCCUCAGUCACCAGAUCUGUUCGAGGGGACCCUGAGAGAGAAUAUCGAUCCAGUUGGUGAACAUGCCGAUGCAGACAUAUGGGUUGCACUUGGUCAGGCUCAUCUGAAGAACUACGUUGAAAGCUUGCCCGAAGGCCUUGAUGCGCCUGUCAGAGAAGGAGGAUCUUCUUUAUCAUCUGGACAGAGACAGCUGUUGUGUUUUGCUAGGGCGCUUUUGCGCAAAUCCAAGGUCCUUGUUUUGGAUGAAGCGACGUCGGCCGUGGAUUUGGAUACUGAUAAAGCGAUUCAAGAGAUCAUUCGCGGGCCGGCCUUUACUGACGUUACAAUUCUAACAAUCGCACAUCGUUUGAAUACCAUCAUUGAGUCGGACCGCGUUCUUGUUAUGGAGGCCGGAAAGAUGGCCGAAUUCGACACACCUCAAGCGCUACUGUCAAAGAAUGACUCAAUAUUCUAUUCUUUAGCAAGUCAAGCUGGGCUUGUUUCUGAAUAG